Molecule: messenger RNA, 1686 nt
Organism: Rhagoletis zephyria (snowberry fruit fly)
Lineage: Eukaryota; Metazoa; Arthropoda; Insecta; Diptera; Tephritidae
Source: RefSeq, a predicted model, not a curated record
AUGGACUCGGUCUCCUGUCUCGAGUUGGCGCUCGAGGGCGAGCGUCUGUGCAAGAUCGGCGACUUCAGCGGCGGCGUUGCCUUCUUCGAGGCUGCCGUCAAGUGCGGCACCAGUGACAUGAAGACGCUCUCCGCCAUCUACUCACAACUGGGCAACGCCUACUUCUACUUGGGAAACUACCCCAAGGCGAUGGAGUACCACAAGCUGGACCUGACAGUUGCCAAGUCCAUCUCAGACCGCAUCGGCGAAGCGAAGGCAAGUGGUAACCUCGGCAACACACUGAAGAUGAUGGACCAGUAUGACGGUGCUACUACCUACUGCAAGCGGCACCUCGAAAUAUCACGUGAACUAAAUGAUAAGGUUGGAGAAGGACGGGCUCUGUACAAUUUAGGAAACGUGUACCACACCAAAGCCAAAAACCUCGGUCAUCUCGGCAGUCAUGAUCCUGGCAAUUAUCCGGACGAUGUGAAAAGCUGUCUGGAGACAGCUAUCAAUUACUACAAAGAAAAUCUGGAACUAAUGAUCAAACUGGGAGACCGAUCUGCUCAAGGUAGAACGUACGGCAAUCUGGGCAAUACUCACUACCUUCUGGGAAAUUUUACUCAAGCUGUCCGAUAUCACGAAGAAAGACUAAAAAUUGCCAUUGAGUUCAACGAUAAAGCCGCUGAACGGCGAGCUCAAUGCAACCUCGGAAACGCACACAUAUUUUUGGGUGAAUUUGAAAAGGCGGUGGAGAAUUACAAACAAACGCUAAUUUUAGGCGAAGAACUGAAAGACCAGGUGAUUGAAGCACAGGCGUGCUACAGCCUGGGCAACACGUACACCCUUCUUCGAGACUUCAAGUUGGCCAUCGAGUACUACCUUAGACACCUGGUCAUUGCUCAAAAGCUAAACGACCGAAUCGGCGAGGGACGAGCGUACUGGAGUCUGGGAAAUGCAAUGCAGGCCGUGGGCGAACACCAGAAGGCCAUUGACUACGUGCAGAAGCACCUGGACAUCUCCAAAGAGAUUGGCGACAUCACCGGACAGGAGAACGCCCAGAUCAGCAUCAGCGAGCUGCGCCAGAUACUAAACCAGGAGUCAACGGUGAAUGAUCGCGUGAAGAACAUCAUGAGGCCGAAGCGGGUGAGCAUGAACAAGAUGGAGCUGGUGCCCAUCACGCCGGACGCAAAGAAGGCUACCAUGAUUGAGGCGUUGAACAAGGGGGUCGGCAACAAGAACGAGAAGACGACGAAGGCCCGUGCCGCCAGUGUGGAGUGCAUCAGCAAAAGUCAUGAGGACUUUUUCGACCUGGUGUCCAAAUUCCAGAGCAAGCGAAUGGACGACCAGCGGUGUUCGAUUGACGUCCCAGGCAACAACAACAAGGAGAACAACCACAGCAAGCUGAUUGCUGCAAAAAAUAUGUCCCUCGAUAUUGGCGGCCACUGCUCGCAGAAGGGCAGUGCGCCCAUUGCCAGUAAAGUAGUGAGCGGGAAAGCCAUCGCCGAGGUCGCUGUCGGAGGAAAUGGUGGCGGAGGUGGCGAAGAUCUCUUUGAUCUGAUUGUGGGCAUGCAGGAGCGGCGAAUGGAUGACCAGCGGGCGACACUGCCGCAGCCACCCAAUCUCAAUGGGUUCCCCUUCAAGGAGAACAAAGAAAAUGUGACCCGACACGUGACGACGACUAGCGGUGGGGCAGUUGCUCCAUAA